This is a messenger RNA of Ceratitis capitata (Mediterranean fruit fly), 6037 nucleotides long. RefSeq names its product serine-rich adhesin for platelets. Bases 283 to 5691 code for a protein of 1802 amino acids. The transcript has 7 exons. Lineage: Eukaryota; Metazoa; Arthropoda; Insecta; Diptera; Tephritidae. Gene Ontology annotation, molecular function: protein binding; RNA binding. The record is from RefSeq and is a predicted model, not a curated record.
UAAGAAAAUGUGCGUAAUAUUUCUCUUUAGAAAAUAAAGGAUAGCUUUUAUAACAAAAUAAUAAAUGCAUUUAAAUAAAAUAAUAGAUAAGGUUUUGAAUGACAUGUGCAGCAUUUAUAAUGAAAAAUACUGUGAAAAUGCUUGUGUGAUUAUUAAUAUUCUGAAGAGAAAAUAGCAACCGCUAAAUCCUCUAGCAAAAUUAACAAGUUGUUCUUUAAAGAUAACAAAAGUAGUUUAGAAAUAAAGUGUAAUUGUAAGAUAAUAAAUUAAUAAAGUGUUAAAAUGGACACUCCAAAGUUACAACCAAUAACAAAUAAAAUAAAGCAUAACAACAGCAAUACAAAUAAUAAUCCACAUGCGAGCGAAGGUUCAGCCGGCAACAAUUAUGGAGGCAAUGCGCGUUUCAACAACAACGGCGGUGGCGGUGGAAACGGACCAAGUGUAAAUGAAGGACCAAAUCAGGCCUAUGGCUCUGGCGAUCGUCGAUUUAACUAUUGUGGUCCUCCACAUAGAGAAUUUAUACCCGGACCACGAAAUAAGUAUCAAAACCGCGCGGACACAUUUCACUAUUACGGAAAUCAAUGGAACCAAAAUAGGUUUAAUAACGGACCCAAUAAUAGGAAUAGCAGCAACAAUUGGGCAAACGAAUAUAAUGAUUGGUCAAAUGAUUAUAAUGAUUGGUCAAACGAAUACAAUUGCAAUAGCUUCAAUCCCAACCCAAAUUUCUGGCAAAAUGAACCAGCAAGACGAAGAGAUAAUUCAUGUUCGCCAUAUUUUAACGAGCUAGAGCGAAGACCUUUUAAUACCCCCAAAAAAGAUAAUAAACCAACAACAGCAAGGAUUGAUAAAAAAGCGGAAUCUAGAGAAAACAAAACUUCCCUUGAAUCACCAAAAUGCACAAAUUCAACAGAUGUUUCUGCAGUGCCGAACAAAGAAAAAUCGGGUAAUUCAAAGCAAACAGAAAAUAUUAAUUCGACUUAUAAAGCCAAAACCGCUGUAGUGAGAUCAUCUCCGAGAAAAAAACCGCUGAAAGCAAAUCCAGUGAAAUCUAAAGAAAAAGCGGGAAAUAAGAUCAAAGUAACACCAAAACGUGCCUAUAAAAAGAUCUUGCCUAAGGGUGUUUCUGAAAAUGCUAAUGACAAAACAAAUAAAAACUGUGACUUAAACGAAGAUAAAAAUGGAAAAAUAGAAACAGAAAAGUCUGAUAAAGAUAGUAAUAAAAGUGUUGCUAAAAGUAAGGAACAAAAUUUGACAUCUCAAAAAUUCAUUAAGUUUAAAGAAAACAAAGCUUCAUGGAGCUUUAAAAAAAGUACAGAACAAAAUAAGUCGAGAGAAAAUUCCUCAAAGCAAAUACAUACGUGUAAGCAGCUAGAACGGGUUAACUCUACGAGUAUAACUCCAGAAGUCUGCCCGGAAUUAAGAGACAAUAAUAGAGCAACAGAAAGUUUUCAAACGAACAGCAAUAAAGAAUCAGAAAAGAGUGUUACUACAGCUCAAAAACCUACGAACACUUCAGACAUUUCCAAAGAGAAAAACAAUGAUUUAAAAACCAACAUAACAAAAGAAUCUAGAAACCUUACAACAGACGUCGAGAAUAGUUCAGAUAAUAAUUUGCAAGCCAAUAAAUCUUUAAGUGAUAUUAAUUUAAGCAGUAUCACAAACGCAAAACCAAUUGAGAUAGAAGAUAAGACUGAUCAAUCAGACGAAAAUCAGGGGAUAGAAACAACCUUAGCCGCAAAAACAGCUCCCGAGCACAAAAAUACAUAUUUAAAUGCUGAUGUCCAUUCUAUAGUUAUAGAAAGUGAUAAUGAGGACUUAACAGAGACAGUCACUAUAGUUAUUCCAAGCGUAGACACCGAUCUAAAUAUCCUAGAUAUAUCCGAGCACCGGGAAGCAGUGAACGAAGAAAUUGCUAGCCUUCAGUGCAGAGUUUCGCCUGUAAAAAUCUCAAAUGACAAACCUAAAAUCUCUAUAAUACCACUUUCACGUCUUGUACGCAACGAGCUCAUUGAAUUAGCAGAUGACUCAAGUGUUACAGAAAUCGAGGACGCACCUACAAUCACUUUACCAACGGUUACGCCGAGCAAACGAAUCUGUCGACCCAAUCUUGUAAAGAGACGUCGAAAAAUCUCGACUUGUAGCAAUUCUAGUGGCACUACGGAAAAUCUUAUUGAGAAAGUUGCCGGCAUGGACAAGUUUGGCAUUCAGCAGGUGAUUAAUAACAGUGGUACACGCUUUGAUGAGGCUUUAAAAGCACAGGCGCGCAAACGUUUGCGUGAAGAGAUUCGUAAACAGUUAAAAUCUAUGAGUUUAGAAACUGCAAAAAAUGCCGAAGAUGUCAACUUCGUGCCCGACGACAUUGUGGACGCGAUAUGUAUCCCCGAUGUUGUUUUAGAAGAAAUUCGAAAAGCGUUUGGUGUGGAAAUCUUUUGUAAUAAGAAUGCGGCCACAGCUGAAAUGUUCCAAAAUACAGCGUUGAGCAUGAUAACACCCAAUAUGCAAGAAAAAACAGAUUACGUAAACGUAAUACCAAACGAAAAGAACGCGGAGGCAACUGGUGUACCGCCACCACUGCAAGAAAGUCUCGUGGAGACUUCCUCGACUACCGUGCUGACAACGCCAAACAGCAUUGAUAAUAAUACAGAGACAGUUUCAGAAAAUAAGCCGGCGAAGGAAAAUCCAAGUGCAGUAGUAGAACUCGAGAAAGUAGGAGAACCUCCCACAGAACAGGUCAAUCCUACAGCAGUAGAAACAGAUAAAGCCUCUGCUGUAAAGAAAGCGAAAAAAGCAGAUAAAAUACGGGUAAAGAGACGAAAGAAGUCAUCAGGGCAAAAAAGUAGUCGUAAGAAACCCAACAGAGAUGUAAUACUAAUAGAAUCGUCAUCGUCUUCGAGUAGUUCAUCAUCAUCUAGCUCGAGCAGCAGUUCUGAUACUGAAUCGGAGUCUUCAGCUAAAAGUGCUUCGUCUUCAGUGAAACGCCGUCGUUUGAAGCUGCGUGUAGAUGCACAAAACAUCGUUGAAAGCUUUGAGAAGCUAAUACUGCCCAGUCUGAGUGAAAAUUUAAAAUGUCGUUAUCACAACAAAUUCUCAAAUUCCACCUAUACGCGCCUACAUUUCAUCGCGUGUAUCUGCACCAGCGAAUACAAUACAAAAAAGUUUACAAAACCAGAAAUCGCAAAAAUUCAAGCAAAUCUUAAAUCGGAGGAUCGUUCCGUUGCAUUGGAGUUUUUGAUGCGCGAAAUUGUCAAUGUAUUCAACAAGCAAAAGGAGGCGGCGAAGAAGGAACGUGGCAGCAAUCGUGCAAGGAAGAGUACUGAAGGCGAUAACACACAACAAUCGAAUGAAGGACAAUCAGGAGAGGCAACGACCGUACCACAAGAUACCCAACAGAAUGGCGAUGAUGCAGUAGGCGCUUGCGACGCAAACAACUCUGCUAAUAGGAUUGCCUCACAUGACGCAAAUGCCAACAGCAGCAGCAGCAGCAGCACCAGUAGCAGCAAUAAGAAAUGUGUCGAUGCAGCAGAAAAAGUUAAUGCUAAAAAGAAUUGCGCGCAAUCAAGGCCAACGUCUACGGGUACACCAACACCAACACCAACUCCAACAAAACACCAACAUCAAAGUGUGAAUGGGCAAACAUUAAUGAGCAAAAAAGCUGCAGAUGGCGGUGGAGGUGGAGGUGAAGAUAGAGCUAAAAGUGCUGACAUUACAGAAAGAGCAAAUGAUGUGGUUGAUGAAAGGCAUAAAACAGGCGUCGACGCAACCUCUGAAGCGGUUAAUAAUUCAGAUGAAAUCAACAACCUCACUAAUCAAGUGGAUUCUAAUGGGAUAAUGCCAACAAGUGUUGCUACACACCAGCUCUCUGCUAACGAAACUUCUAACGAAGAUAAUGAAACUUCAUUUGAGCAAGGGCGCAGUACUGCUUUCGAAAACACUAACGCGACCACGCAAACAUUUCUAAAUGAUUCGAGUAAUAGCAUCAAUUUGCUGUCCCCCACUAGCUGUCGCUUAACUUCAAGAGAUUCCAUAUUCGAAAGAAAAUUUUGUAUCGGCGGUGCAUCAAAUCCGUUAGUUGGAUUUGAAAAUAACACCAACGGCUUUUGUGGUAUCUCAAACAUGUCGUCUUUGAUGUCAAGCACGCUUUUCCCCCAUGUCGAUCUGGAAGCUUUGCGACAAAGAAACAUUCUAGGUGAAUUUGUUGUGAACAAUCUGCGGGAGUUCGAUGUGAAAUUGAUGGAAUUACACAAACGAAAAAUGUUCAUCGAAGAGAUGAUUCUCAAAUUGCAAAAGGAUAAAAUGGAAGUGGAUAUGCACACUAUGCAUUUACAAAAUGAGAAAUUCAUGUUGCUAAAUACCGCUAUGACUGCGGCAGCUAGUGAUUUGCCUAAACGAGAUGCUGCAGCCUCUACAAGAACGUCUUCAGUAUCUCCCAACGCUCUAACACAGACUCUCACACCGACACAAGUGCAAACACCAACAUCAAACGGUCCAUCACCGAACACAAUCGUUCGUGGAAUACAAACUGGAUCACCUGUUGGUGGAAAGCGUAACGCUAUCAGCGAUACUGUGCCAAUUAUUAAACGUAAACGUAAACGCGGUGGAGUUCGUUUUCAAGCACGUAAGGCAAAUCUGAUGAAUUUGCAGCUGCAGUCAAGUAAUAUUGUCGCAACACAAAGUAUUAAUAUUUCUUCUAACAAAAAUUCAUCAAGAGCAACUGAUACUGCUGCACGAGAAUACACCCCUCCAAGCACUGUGAUAUCAGAUAUGGAGCAAGCCUGUAGUGAUGUAGAACAUCCGUUCGAUUGUGCGAAUCUGCCUAUCACUUGUAUAAAUGUAAAAAGUAUUCUAACCCAGAUACAUCUCUAUGAGCAUUGGUUAGUCGCGACCGGAGAGGAUGGCCGCCUCUAUCAAUUUAAUGCCAGAACUCUUAAGUUGGAGAAGGAAAUCGCAAAGCACAAUGAAGCUAUUACACAUUCCUAUCUAUGCCGUGAAAAGAAAAUGCUUUUCACCACUUCACUGGAUGGCUACAUGAAAAAGACGUCUUUGGAGAACUUUGGCUUGGAUAUACAGUCCGUAUAUAUGCAGGAGCCACUACAAUGCAUUGAGAGUCAAUGGGGAUCGGCAUUCGUCGGCAGCAGAUGGGGAAAUAUAUUCACCUACGACAUUAUGUCCAAUAACUUGAUCAAUUCCACGAUAUCAGCAUCAGAUGUAACAAUAACCGCCAUUAAGGCAACUAAGGAGGGACCACGACGAAUUCUCAUAGUUGCUUCGAAGUCCAAGGAAAUACAAAUCCGCGAUGCAUCCUCAGGACUAUUACUGCGUACAUUGACUCUGCCCGAACCAUUGAAGGCGUACAGUUUGCUAUUGGAUGACGGUUGCGUUUAUUGUAGCACGCAACGUCGUGAUAUACUCAAAAUUGAUUUUACGACGGGUCAGCAUUUAACACCAAUAUACUGUGGCAGUGGCGCUGUUACAAUGCGGCUAUAUCAAAGUCAAUUUCUGCUAGUCGGUUCAUAUGAUGGUUUUGUCUAUGUACUUGAUAAGAUAAAAGAACGCCAUUGUGGUCGUUAUGCGGGUUGUGCUGGGAAUAUCCUGAGCCUAACCGUGGCUAGCAAUAAGAUAAUCUUAACAUCCAAAGAUAGAACACUAAGAGUUAUUGAACUACCACAAAGUCUCUCAGCAAAACGGAAAUGAAUACAUUUUAGCUAUUUUUAUUAUCCAUAUAAUCAUAAAAGUUUCGCAUUUGUUAUAUUUUUGCCUAUUUUACAUUUGUAUAUGCAUUUAUUCACUCGAGUGCAAACUUUGAAAUUAAUGUAUUGUUUAAAAUAAAACUACUUUUAAUUAAGUGUUUACACAAAUUUAAGUUAACAUAGUUGAUGUAUAAUAAUUAAUUUUUAAAGCUUAUAUUUGUCAGCUUAAAUUAUUUGAAAAAAAUAUUUUCUAUGAAAUAUAAAACACUUCAUAUUCUAAUAUACGUGUAAUUCUUUCUUCAUUUAGUGAAAGAAAAGUUAUCAUACCCAAAAAUAAGACUUACUGUCUG